This is a messenger RNA of Lolium rigidum, 1157 nucleotides long. Its product is annotated as HVA22-like protein a. The transcript has 6 exons. NCBI's taxonomy places the organism in Eukaryota, Viridiplantae, Streptophyta, Magnoliopsida, Poales, Poaceae. The record is from RefSeq and is a predicted model, not a curated record. The coding region runs from base 150 to 728 and encodes 192 amino acids.
AGAGAGAGAGAGCGUGCCCUCCCGAACCAAACACCAACGGCUCGCGACAAGAAGAAUCCGCUCCCAUUAACGGCGCCGCACUAGUCUCCCUGAGCUAGCAGGGAAGGGAGACCGGGGCGAUUUGGGGGAAGCAGAGGGCGAGGUGCGAGAUGGGGUCCGGAUCUUUCCUCAAGGUGCUGGCCAAGAACUUCGACAUCCUCGCCGGGCCCCUAGUUUCACUUGCUUAUCCUCUAUAUGCCUCUGUGAGAGCAAUCGAAACAAAAUCUCAAGUAGAUGAUCAGCAGUGGCUCACUUACUGGGUGUUGUAUUCGUUUAUCACUUUGUUUGAGCUCACUUUUGCUCCAAUACUUGAAUGGCUUCCUUUCUGGCCCUAUGGAAAGUUGUUCUUCAAUUGCUGGCUAGUUCUACCUUGCUUCAAUGGUGCUGCUUAUGUUUACGACCAUUUUGUGCGGCCAAUGUUUCUGAACCGCCAAAUAGUCAACAUCUGGUACGUCCCAAGAAAGGAUAAGUUAAGCAAACCUGAUGAUGUACUCUCAGCUGCAGAGAAAUAUAUUGAACUAAAUGGGCCAGAAGCAUUUGAGAAGCUAAUUAGCAAGUCUUCAAAGCCUUCAAACUUUAGGAGCAGGAGGCUGUCGGUCUUGCAGGAGGCAAAAGCUGAUAGAACAGGCAAGGCUGAAAGAGAGUCGUGGGGUGAAAAUCCAUUCUACGAUAAAAGUUACCGACACUAAAAUGACCUGCCCUUUUCAGCCAUCCACUCAUCAGUCUUCGUGGAUCUGCCCUAGGAGGAACCUACCACGCCUCUAACUUGAGGAUUGUAUUCUGAUGCGUCUACUUCGGAGUAUAUCAGUAUCUGGUCCUGGAACUGUGGGAUGGCUGAAUUAUUGUAAAUAGCUAGUGUCAACAAUUUCCCUUGUUAUUUGGGUUAAUGUAAUGUUGAUUUGCGUGGUAGUGACAGCUUCGGCGGUUAAGCUAGUCCUGUGUAAGGGUAGAUACCGUGGCCAUAAAAUACCAAAGACUGUUGGUAUGAUGGCAUCCCUAUUUCUUUGCUCUGCAUAUGCCUUAAUCAGACAUUUCCUGAUUGGAACAUGGCAAUUUAUGUUAGCACUUGCAGCCUUGAAGCACUUUGAAUAGACAUGAAGAACAAUGUGGUUUUGCUA